CCAGCACACCAGCCCAGGAAACUUAUAACCUCUGGAGGCAGGGCCCUCCCCUCACUGUGGCCGCAUACCUCCCGAAGAGCGGACCGACCAGCAGCCAGCUCCAUCGCUCAGGGCAUCUGCCUCAGUCUCCGGACCCUCCAGAACUCUCUGCUCCCAAACCACCAAACAGCCAAGAUGCUGGUGUUACUGGCUGGGAUCUUUGUGGUGCACAUUGCUGCUGCUAUAAUGCUCUUUGUCUCCACCAUCUCCAACGUCUGGAUGGUUUCAAAUGACGUAGCAUCCUCCGUGGGACUUUGGAAGAACUGUACCAGUGGUGAUUGCACUGACACCCUGACAUACGGCGAAGAAGAUGCUCUCAAGGCAGUGCAGGCCUUCAUGAUCCUCUCCAUCAUCUUCUGUGUUAUCUCCCUUGUGGUCUUCGUGUUCCAGCUCUUCACCAUGGAGAAGGGAAACCGCUUCUUCCUCUCAGGGUCCACCAUGUUGGUGUGCUGGUUUUGCAUCCUGGUCGGAGUGUCCAUCUACACUCACCAUUAUGCCCACGGCGAGAAGAACUUUACCACCCCAAACCACCAUGGCUACUGUUUCAUCCUGACCUGGAUUUGCUUCUGCUUCACUUUCAUCAUUGGCAUUCUCUACAUGGUCCUGAGGAAGAAAUAAGAUGAACAAGCUUAUGGGGACUUGGUGGGGCGGGCGUAGGGAGGAGGAAACGGCUUAAUCUGGGAGGGAAGCAGAAGUUAUU
Messenger RNA from Microtus ochrogaster (prairie vole), 739 nucleotides. It is a transcript of the gene Emp1, whose product is annotated as epithelial membrane protein 1. NCBI's taxonomy places the organism in Eukaryota, Metazoa, Chordata, Mammalia, Rodentia, Cricetidae. The record is from RefSeq and is a predicted model, not a curated record. Gene Ontology annotation, cellular component: plasma membrane.